AUGUCGUACGGUGGUGAGUUUGGUCCUCAAAUAAGACGAGUGAAGUUAGAGAAACAGAGCGAAUUCAGGAUCGAAGUGCAACGGACUCGGCCACUCAGGCUCCGUUUGCUCGAUGGGGGAGCUGAGAUUUUUGGCUAUGAGCUUCCACAUGAAGUUUGGUUCACAUUUCCUCCUCGCAUGAUAUUUGCGGUUUUCACAUGGUAUGGUGCAACAAUAGAAACCGAUGGCAUCACAGAAAAUGAAUAUACAUCAUGUGAGACACCGAUGAUGAGCUAUCUUAGAGUGCACAACUCUCUACUAGUAGAAAGACAUCGUUCUACUUCCUCAACAAGAGAUUCUGUACCUUCACAGGGACCAAGGGUUAUCAUUGUAGGGGAUACAGACUCUGGUAAGAGCACAUUGGCUAAGAUGCUACUCAAUUGGGCAGCAAAAGAUGGUUGGAAACCAACAUAUGUUGACCUUAACAUUGGUCAAAGCUCCAUAACCAUACCAGGAACUGUUUCUGCUACUCCUAUCGAAAUGCCUGUGGAUCCUGUUGAAGGGUUUCCUCUUGACAAGGCUAUUGUGCACUACUUUGGUCACACAACACCAACCACCAACCUUAGACUGUACAAAUCCCUUGUGGAAGAGCUUGCCCGAGAACUAAAACAAGAGUCUUUUGGAAACGCUGAAUCUCGAGCUUCUGGGAUGGUGAUUGACACUAUGGGAUUUAUCGUUCGUCAAGGCUAUGAGCUGCUUCUCCAUGCAAUAAGGACGUUUAAUGCAACUGUAGUUAUUGUCCUGGGUCAAGAAGAAACACUUGUCAAUGAUCUGAAGAAAGAUCUAAAAUUCAAGAAGAGUCUACAAUUCGUGAAUCUUGAGAAGUCAGCUGGAGUCUUCUUUAGGGGAUCUGACUUUCGCAAAACAUUGAGGAACAGUAACAUUCAGAAUUAUUUCUAUGGAGUCACCAACGAUCUCACCGUCUACACCAAAACCGUAAAGUUCAGUGAUGUUCAAGUAUAUCAAAUCGGUGACUUUCCAGAGACUAGUUCAUCAACAUCUGCUCGACGAAGAGGAAACGAUCCUUUGAAGAUCACACCUGUGGCAAUUGACGAACAUCUUGUGAACAAAGUUCUUGCUAUCUCAUACGCCAAACAACCUGAUCAUCAGAUCAUCUCAAGCAUUGUUGCUGGAUUUGUGUGUAUCAAAAAUGUUAAUACUGGUGAAGAGAGAAUUACAUAUAUCUCUCCAUCAGCUGCGGAAUUGCCUAGCAAGACACUGAUCUUGGGGACUUUGGAAUGGCGUGUAACUUGA
This is a messenger RNA of Camelina sativa (false flax), 1293 nucleotides long. RefSeq names its product protein CLP1 homolog 5-like. The record is from RefSeq and is a predicted model, not a curated record. Gene Ontology annotation, molecular function: polynucleotide 5'-hydroxyl-kinase activity. NCBI's taxonomy places the organism in Eukaryota, Viridiplantae, Streptophyta, Magnoliopsida, Brassicales, Brassicaceae. Gene Ontology annotation, cellular component: nucleus; mRNA cleavage factor complex. Gene Ontology annotation, biological process: tRNA splicing, via endonucleolytic cleavage and ligation; mRNA 3'-end processing.